Opisthorchis viverrini is the source of this 1386-nucleotide messenger RNA. RefSeq lists its product as hypothetical. NCBI's taxonomy places the organism in Eukaryota, Metazoa, Platyhelminthes, Trematoda, Opisthorchiida, Opisthorchiidae. Bases 1 to 1386 code for a protein of 461 amino acids. The transcript is spliced from 7 exons. The record is from RefSeq and is a predicted model, not a curated record.
AUGCUCGGUGAUGUAUGGGGUUUUGAGCGCAUAGCGCCAAUGUCGCCAAUGGUUUACUUAAUUCGUAGGUGCAACAUACAACCGUUCAGACGCCCAAGGAACUUAACGAAACCUGUUGUACUUCAGUCACGACCUUUGGUUAGUCACAUCAGCGGUGGUUCAGCUAGAGCACCCUUUCGGUGCCUAACUGCCAUGCCACCCGAAGGUUGCACGAGGGCUGAGAUUCUGCCAGGUUGCCCAAGCCUAGACACGGGAGGUCGAGAGGCAGCGGUCGGGUUCGAACCACGGACCUUCCGGUCAGUAAAUUCGCGCUCUAACCACUUGGGCCAUCUCGCCCGCAAUCACAUCGGAAGUGGCUUGACACACCUUGGUAAAGCUGUUUCCAACUCCCCGCUUAUCCUACCGCCUGUAGCACCCUUUCGGUGCCUAGCGGCCAUGCCACCCGAAGGAAGCACGAGGACUGCGAUACUACCAGGUUGCCCAAGCCUAAACAGGGGAAGUCGAGUGGCAGAGGUCGGGUUAGGACCACGGACCUUCCGGUCAGUAGACUCGCGUUCUAACCACUUGAUCCAUCCCGCCUCACCCCUUCGAGUGGCAUGGCAGCCAGGCAUCGAAGGGGUGUUACAGCUGAACGACUGUUAUUAUCUACUUCGUCUGUGGAAACCACCCAACGCUACACGCGUUGCUUGCGAUACGGCUCAGUUGUUAGAGCGCGAAUCUACUGACCGGAAGGUCCGUGAUUCGAACCUGACCUCCGCCUCUGAGCCUCCCGUGUCUAGGCUUGGGCAACCUGACAGUAUCCCAGCCCUCAUGUUUGGUGACAUGGCAGUUAGGCACCUAAAGGGUGUUACAACUGAACGGUGUGAAAUGUUCCAGUCAGUUGGGGCGGGAUGGCCCAAGUGGUUAGAGCGCGAAUUUACUGAUCGGAGGUUCCGUGACUUCAGCUUGGUGGAAGAGACUGCGUGUCGCGUAGAGACCUCCCCUUCUGGUGGCAUGGCAGCUAGGCACCGAAGGGGUGCUACAGCUGAACGAUUUUUUAAAUUUCCGGCCAAUUGUUCCAAAUGCGCUAAUUUAAGUCAGUUCCAAUGCUACACAAUCAGCUUUGCCGUUAAAGCGCGAAUUUACCGACCGGAAGGUCUGUGGUUCGAACCCGCCUCUCGACUUCCCCUUCCCGGGUUUUGGCAACCUGGCAGUAUCCCAGCUCUCGCGCUUCCUUCUGGUGGCAUGGCAGCUAGGCACCGAAGGGGUGCUCAGCUGAACGUUCAUUUCGGUGUCUUCUCUUCGAAUGGGAAUCAGUCAAUGCGGAUAAUGGGAAGUUCUGGAGAACUGUUUCUUCGAAAAAAUUUUGUCUCCACUAUUGAGCUGGAAGGACUCCUUGGGAAGUAA